AUGGAAGAACAGGGGAGAGUUGCAUGCUUGAUUGAAUCCAAUGAUCAAUUCUUUUUCGGCCCUUUCAUACAUGAUUUCACCCCAUUUACUGGAGGAUAUCGGCAAAUUGCCGACGUCCAGUCCCAUCUGGAGUGUCCGCGGCUUUACACUUUGUUUGGAAGCCUCGACGAGUACGAGGCCAGGGAGAUUGUCGCCCGCUACGACGACGGGCUCGAGGAGAGACUGCUUUCCAAGCGUGACUUUACCUGCCCUGACUGCGGCCAGAGCUUCGUCCUGAUCGGAGAGUUCACGGAGCACCGGGCUGCGCACAGGGGCGACGGCAAGAACAUGAAGAACCCUGCCGCCGCAGGCAAGAAGGCGGCCCCAGCUAAGAAGGUCCCAGCCAAGAAGGGUCGCAAGUAA
Molecule: messenger RNA, 402 nt
Organism: Clonostachys solani
Lineage: Eukaryota; Fungi; Ascomycota; Sordariomycetes; Hypocreales; Bionectriaceae
Source: the annotation of a GenBank genome assembly